This is a messenger RNA of Camarhynchus parvulus, 2188 nucleotides long. RefSeq names its product isocitrate dehydrogenase (NAD(+)) 3 non-catalytic subunit gamma (gene IDH3G). NCBI's taxonomy places the organism in Eukaryota, Metazoa, Chordata, Aves, Passeriformes, Thraupidae. The coding region runs from base 86 to 1153 and encodes 355 amino acids. Gene Ontology annotation, cellular component: mitochondrion. Gene Ontology annotation, molecular function: NAD binding; oxidoreductase activity, acting on the CH-OH group of donors, NAD or NADP as acceptor; magnesium ion binding. The transcript has 12 exons. Gene Ontology annotation, biological process: tricarboxylic acid cycle; isocitrate metabolic process. The record is from RefSeq and is a predicted model, not a curated record.
CGCGAGAGUUCGAGCUUAUCGCCCUAUCUCCUCGCGUGGGCGGUGACGAGAUCUCGCGAGAGCUCGUGCCGCCGGCGGGAGCAUCAUGGCGGCGGCGUUGACGGCGGCGCGGCGGAGGGUGAUGCGGGCCGCGCUGCGGCCGCGCGCGGUGUGGAUUCCUCAGGCCGGGAUUUCCCACGCUGUGGAGCGGCUCCACCUCCCCUCCCAACGCAGCAUCCCCCCCCCAGCCAAGUACGGCGGGCGGCACACGGUGACGCUGAUCCCCGGCGACCGCAUCGGCCCCGAGCUCAUGCUGCACGUCAAGGAGGUGUUCAGGUGCGUGCCACGCCCACCAAUAUGGAACAUCGAGACCAACCACAACCUCCCCCCCAGCCACAAAUCCCGCAACAACCUCAUCAGGACCAGCCUGGAUCUCUACGCCAACGUCAUUCACUGCCAGAGCCUGCCCGGGGUGGAGACGCGGCACCGGGACAUCGACAUCCUCAUCGUCAGGGAGAACACCGAGGGCGAGUACAGCUCCCUGGAGCACGAGAGCGUGGCGGGCGUUGUCGAGAGCCUCAAGAUCAUCACGGCCGGGCGCUCGCGCCGCAUCGCCCACUACGCCUCCGGGCUGGCCCGCGCCGCCGCGCGCCGCUGCGUCACCGCCGUGCACAAGGCCAACAUCAUGAAAUUGGGGGACGGGCUGUUCCUGCAGUGCUGCCAGGAAGUGGCGGCCGAGUACCCCGAGAUCACCUUCCGCAGCAUGAUCGUGGACAACACCACCAUGCAGCUGGUGUCGCGGCCCCAGCAGUUUGAUGUGAUGGUGAUGCCGAACCUCUACGGGAACAUCGUCAACAACGUCUGCGCCGGGCUCGUGGGGGGACCGGGGCUGGUGCCGGGCGCCAACUACGGCCACGACUACGCCGUGUUCGAAACCGCCACGCGGAACACGGGCAAGAGCAUCGCCAACCGCAACAUCGCCAACCCCACGGCGGCGCUGCUGGCGGCCUGCAUGAUGCUGGACCACCUCAAGCUGCACAACCACGCCUCCACCAUCCGCAAGGCCGUGCUGGCCUCGCUGGACGACCCCCGGACGCACACGCCGGACAUCGGGGGCCAAGGCACGACGUCGGGGGCGGUGCAGAGCAUCAUCGGGCACCUGCCGCGGGGCUGAGCCGGACACACGGACACCAGGGGGACGGACGGACACCGGGACGGCGCCGGGCACCCCCCCGGAACAGCCCCAGACCCUCCCCAAAUGGCCCUGGGACCCCCCUGGAAGACCCCCAGGAGCACAAACCUGACACCCCCAGGACCCCCCUUGAAACCACUCCUGGGAGCCCAAAAGCCGCCCCAGGACCCCCUAGAAGACCCCUAGGACCACAAAACACCCCCAGGAUCCCCCAAAACAUUCCCUGGACCCCCUAGAACACCCCCAGGACCACACAACACCCCUGGAACCCCCCAAAACACCCCUGGGACCCCCCAGGACCACACACCUGACACCCCUGGGACCCCCCAGAACACCCCCAGGACCACACAACACCCCUGGGAACCCAAAAGCACCUCCAGGACCCCAAAACAUUCCUGGGAUCCCCCCAGGACCCCAAAUCACCUCUAGGACCACACACCUGGCACUCUCGGGACCCCCCAGAACACUCCUGGGACCCCAAAACCACCCCCAGGAACCCCAAAACAUUCCCAGAACACCCCCAGGACCACCCUCCUGACACCCCUGGGACCCCAAAACACCUGCAGGACCUUUAGGACCACGAUGCACCCCAAGGGACCCCAAAACACCUCCAGAACCACCCAGGACCCCAAAAUCAACUCUGGGACCCCCCCAGCACUCCUUAGGACCCCCCUGGCGCCCUUCAGGACCGCAGCACACACUCGGGGGUCGCACCAAGAGCAGCCCAAACCCCCCACGGGACCCCAGUGAACACCCCAGGACCACCAGGAACCCCCAGACUCCCACAGGACCCCAAUGAACACCCCAGGACCACCAGGAACCCCCACGGGACCCCAAUAAACACCCCAGGACCACCAGGAGCCCCCACGGGACCCCAAUAAACACUCCAGGACCACCAGGAACCCCCAGACCCCCCCACAGGACCCCAAUAAACACCCCAGGACCACCAGGAACCCCCAAACCCCCCACAGGACCACCAGUACCCCCACAAACGAUUCCAAUAAACACCCCAGGACU